UGCCACGGGAAAGGGAAGCGACGAACGAUGCUGGCCGCGGGUGAGAUCUGCCAAAUCGAAGAGAUCCUGCGGGACAACAUGAGCAACCGCUCCGUGCGGGUGACGGGAAGACUCGAUGCAUUCGACGCGGCCACCGCGACCGCGUCCAUCUCGUUCCAGAACGCGGCCAUGAAGGUCGCGACGGACCAGCUCGUCAACGUCGAGCUCACGAUCGGAUCGCUGUACCAGUUCAUCGGCGAGACGUACCUCCACAACGGUGAACUGCGACUCCGAGCACGGAUCGGCCGCCACGUGGACGGUCUCGACGUGCAAAUGUUCCUGGAUGCGUUAAAGCUCCGACGCGAGUUCCUCAAGACGACCAUGGCCGCGUAACCUGACACGUCGAAGACGACGUCCUCCUCCUUAUCGUAACGAAUGCAUACAGUGGUGCUUUAUCUUUAUAGCAAGU
Saprolegnia parasitica CBS 223.65 is the source of this 448-nucleotide messenger RNA. RefSeq lists its product as hypothetical. The transcript has 3 exons. NCBI's taxonomy places the organism in Eukaryota, Oomycota, Saprolegniomycetes, Saprolegniales, Saprolegniaceae. Gene Ontology annotation, molecular function: telomerase inhibitor activity; single-stranded DNA binding; telomeric repeat DNA binding. The record is from RefSeq and is a predicted model, not a curated record. Gene Ontology annotation, cellular component: CST complex. The coding region runs from base 28 to 372 and encodes 114 amino acids. Gene Ontology annotation, biological process: negative regulation of telomere maintenance via telomerase.